Messenger RNA from Pollicipes pollicipes, 2744 nucleotides. RefSeq names its product large proline-rich protein bag6-A-like. The coding region runs from base 306 to 2744 and encodes 812 amino acids. Gene Ontology annotation, molecular function: misfolded protein binding; polyubiquitin modification-dependent protein binding. The record is from RefSeq and is a predicted model, not a curated record. Gene Ontology annotation, cellular component: BAT3 complex. Gene Ontology annotation, biological process: ERAD pathway. The transcript has 5 exons. NCBI's taxonomy places the organism in Eukaryota, Metazoa, Arthropoda, Thecostraca, Pollicipedomorpha, Pollicipedidae.
GCAUAACAGGUGGCCAUGUCUCGCCCAGUGACGCUUAGUCGGUCACGGAAUUUGUUUGCAACAGGUGACCAGAAAAUAUGCGCAAAAAAUACUGACAGUAGAAUAGACACCUUCCACGAUUACUGAUAUGUGCGCUACAUUUACCGACAUUUCUCGCACCGAUGUUGUAGGCCAAUAAUUUUACCACAGAUCUUAUGUCGCCAUAGAUCCACGUUCAGUUGCACAGGUCGUCGCCGGUUUCCUCGCAAACGACUGUUUCCAGUUACACGAGGGAGCCGUCCGGCUGGUGUGGCCAGCUCUCCACAAUGCUCAACAUCACAGUGAAGACACUUGACUCGCGCAACCACCAGUUCUCGGUGGCCGAUGAUGCGACUGUGAAGGCGUUCAAAGAGCAGAUUGCCGGGACGGUGGGCAUCGCGGCCGGCCAGCAGCGGCUCAUCUACUGCGGCCGGGUGCUGCAGGACGACAAGCCACUGCGCCAGUAUGACGUGCACGAGAAGGUAGUGCACCUGGUGCAGCGGCCGCCACCUGGCCGUGGCCCGCAGCCGCCGCCGCCGCCGCCGCCCACCGGGCCACGGCCGCACCACCACCACGUGCACCAUCACCACCACCAUCACCACCCGCCGGUGGGCCAAGUGCUGGUGGGCUCGUUCGUGUCUGAUCGGCCGACCGGCGCGCCCACGCUCGGCACCUCGUCGAGCGGAGCCCGCCUCUUCCAAGCCCGCCAGAUGGUCCACCUGGCCAACAUCGCGCUAGAUGCCUACGAGAACGGUGAGGAGAUACCGCGUCUGGCGACGGCCGGCGGAGCGGCGCCACCGCCACCGGCGACGGGCCCCCGGCAGCCGCCGCCCGCGCCGCCACAGCAGCAGCAGCAGCGGCCGCCGUCCCAGCCAGGAGGGCCCCGUCCGCCGCACAUGGCCACAAUGUUCCCGAUGAUCAACGUGCACGUGGGCACGGCCGGCGGCUCAGACCUGCAGCAGGCCACCUCGGCGGCCCUGACGGCCGCGCUCAGCGCCGCCUCCAACGCCAUGCCGAUGGUGGGUCUGAUGCCGGGCGCCAUGGGGUCAGGUGUGCCCCCCGGCCGCUUCCAAUUCCACAUCCACCAGCGGCCGACGACUCCCACUGCUGGUCCGGCCGCGGCGCCGGCAGCCGGCGCCGCCCGACCGGACUCCUCAGGCUCGACGCCCUCUACGGGCCCAGCCGUCUCAUCUGCAGGGCCACCCACCACCGCGUCCGCUGCCCCUUCAGUCCCCCCUGCCGCGCCUGCUGUCUCCGCCACCGGGUCGGCAACGGCUUCCACUGGUGGCGAACGCGCCGCUUCUUCCACCCCCGCCGCUUCUUCCACCCCCGCCGGACGUACUGCUCCCUCUGAGGAGCCGGUCGCUGCCGCCACCGGCCAGGCGGCGACGGCCGGAUCGGGCGGCACGGCGUUCGUGGCGCACCCCAGCGCCGCCGUGUACGCGCGUCUGCUGGAGAUGGUGGCUGACCUGCAGGCUCGCCUGCGCCCCUACAUGGGCCGCUACCGCCGUCUCAUGCAAGACGACCGGCCGUGCGCCGACGCGGCGGCCGCGCGCGAGGCGCGCCGCCUCUUCCAGCACACCUCGGAGGCGAUGCACUACCUGGCGCACGCGCUGCAUCUCAGUAGUGAUAUGAUGCUCGACUUCGAGCAGGCGCCGCCGCGCCACAUGCGCGCCCGACCCGUCAUCUUCACGGAGACGCACCCGAUGCCGGCCAUGCAGCCAGUGCAGGCGCACAUCAACAUCACCACUAACAUCCACCGGGAGCGGCCGGGCGCGCCGGUGACGGACGCGGGCGCGCCGCCCGACGCCGGCGCGCCGCCGGAGCCGGCCGCGGCCCCGACGGCCGGAUCGCCGCCCGGACCGGCGGCCGCACCGGCACCCGCCGCCGACCCGGCCGACCCGCCACUUGACGACAACGCCAUGGAGACGGAGGACGUAAACGAGGUGCGCAUCGAGCUGGAGACGGUGACGACGGCGGCCGGUCCGGCGGCCGAUCAAACGAGCCCAGCUGCGCCCGCCGCCGACGGCCAGAACCUGCUCAACAACAUCGUCGAGGCGAUCCAGAACAGCGUGGUGGGCGCUCACCUGGAAGCGCAUGCGCCCGGUCUGCACCGCAACGUGCACGAGGCGGCGAUGGCGGCCCACCAGGCGGCAGUGAGUGCGGCGCUCCAGAUGCAGCCGGCGGCGACGACGCGGCCGACGGCGCAGCCGCAACCGCCGCUCGGCCACACGCCCGUGGUGCGCCACCUGGGCGCGAACCCGUUCGACCCGUUCCUGCAGUGUCACUCGUGGCACCAGGCGACGCACAGCGCGCGCAAGGAACGGCUGGUGGCGCGCGAGGCGGCUGAGGAGCGCGCCGCCGCCGCUGCCACCGCAGCCACAGCCGCCAGCACCGCUGCUGCCGCUGCUGCCAGCGCCGCUGCCAGCGCCGCCCUGAGCGCGACAGCGGAGCCGGUGCGGUCGGUGGGCGCGCUGGCGCCGGUGCGGCCGGGCGCCGAGUCGUGGCACUACGCGGUGCCGGCCGGCUGGCUGGCCACGCUCUGCCGUGACGCCGAGCUGCAGCGACGCCGGCCGUCGGCGGCGCGGCCCUUCAGUGACGGCUACCUGGCCGUGCAGCCGGCCGGUCGGCGCGCCGCGCUGCAGGCGCAGAAGCCGCGCGGCUCACUGGCUCAGCUUCAGCCGGCGCGGUACCCGGACGUGGGCCGGCUGGGCCGCCGCGAGUGA